Molecule: messenger RNA, 1423 nt
Organism: Lactuca sativa (garden lettuce)
Lineage: Eukaryota; Viridiplantae; Streptophyta; Magnoliopsida; Asterales; Asteraceae
Source: RefSeq, a predicted model, not a curated record
AUUCAUUGAAAACCCUAAUUCAAAAACCCAGUCGACUAACCUGAGGAAAAGUGUAAGAUUUCAUCAUUGUAUAUGCGUAAUUUCAUUAAAUGGACGUUGAUAUAGGUAGGUGGAUUCUCGAGUUCCUCAUACGACAACACUCACUCGACGAUCGCUUAUUAAACGUUCUAAUUCGCGUUCUUCCUUUGCCAAACAACGACCCAAGCAUUACAAAGAGUCUGCUCUUGCGAAAACUGGAGUCUGAUAUCAAAAAAGGUACAAUCUCCGAACGUACUCUCGAAUUCUUAGAACAAAUUGAAGAAUUGGAUCAUAGAGAAGGAAAUACUAAGGUUUCUGAAGCCAUGAAAGCAGCGUAUUGCGCUGUUGCGGUGCAUUGUACAGUAAAGUUGAUUGAAGAGAGUGGGGAUGAUGAUACAUACAAGUAUUUUUGUGCUGUGAGUAGGAUAUGGAGGGGUAGGAUUGAAAAAAUGGAGAAAUUUGAUGUGGCAAACGGAGUGAGCUUGGUUUCUGAUGAUUUGUUGGGUUGGAUGAAUGAUCUUGAGGCUGGCGUUUGGGUUCCAAAUUAUUUUGAAAAAGUCUUGGUGAAGUAUAAGGGAUUGGAUGCAGUGGAUGCCGUUUGUUGUUAUGUCAAGGAGGCUAAAGAAAAGAUGGGUCCUACGUUUCUUGAAUCAGUGGCUGGGACACUGGGUGAUGAUAUGCCAAGGAAGGUUUUGGAUUUGGGUAAAGAGGAAGAACAUCAUGAUCAGAUUAAAGAAGUAGCUGCAGAUGGUGCUUCAAAUGAUGUUCAAUGUGUUAAUGCCAAUCUCAAUAGAGAGGAUAAAGGUGCCCAUAAUAAGGUUGUUGUAGAUGAUCCCAGUCCCUCGUGUGAUCAUGGUGAAGCCCUAAAUGCUAAUGGAGAUGAUCAAAAGGAGCCUAAUGUUAGCCUAAUGGAACAAAAUAGCACUGCCCAUGUCUUUGAGUGGAGUGACUCCAUUGAUAAUUCCAACAAAGAUUCACCAAAAAAGCAACCCAUUACACCUCUCAAGUACAAAAACAAGAAACUCCCACAAACAAGAAAGAAAAUGAGAUGGAGUAUCACAGAGGAGGACACUCUGCGAACAGGAGUGCUAAAGUAUGGUAAAGGAAAUUGGAAGCUGAUGUUAAAUAUAUAUCGUGACAUAUUUGUAGAUAGAACAGAGGUUGAUUUGAAGGACAAAUGGAGAAAUUUGACACGUUGACAAGUCAAAACAAUCCAUUAGAUUCCUUUCCAAGUUUUGGAGAUUUUGUUUAGUGAAGAAGUGUUUUAUGAUUGUAUAUUUUUGGCUAUGAUUGUUAGGUAAAAGUUGGUUAUGAUUGUAUAUUAUUCUCAUGCUUAAGGAUUACAUUUUUUUUAACAAUUUUCAUGGUUGAUACAAAGUUAAGAAUCAAUUCUUUUAAAGUUAAA